AUGCUAUUUCGAGUUUCUCCCUCCUGCAGGAGAGCGUUUGGCAGAAUGGACGGCGGAAUCGACGGCCGUAAGCGAGAUCCGCGCGUCGUCGCACGGCGAAACCGUCGUCCGCGCGUCGUCGCACGGCGGAAUCGUCGUUCACGCGUCAUCGCACCGUCCGCGCGUCGUCGCACGGCGAAAUUGUCGUCGUCUGCCCGUCGUCGCUUGGCGAAAUCGUCGUCCGCAAGUCGUCGCACGGCGAAAUCGUCGUCCACGCGUCAUCGCACGGCGAAAUCGUCGUCCGAGCGUCGUCGCACGGCGAAAUCGUCGUCGUCUGCCCGUCGUCGCUCGGCGAAAUCGUCGUCUGCGCGUCGUCGCACGGCGAAAUCGUCGACCGCGCGUCGUCGCACAGCGAAAUCGUCGUCCGCGCGUCGGCGCACUUCGAAAUCGUCGUCCGCUCGUCGUCGCACGACGAAAUCUCCGUCCGCGCGUCGUCGCACUUCGAAAUCGUCGUCUGCGCGUCGUCGCUUGGCGAAAUCGCUGUCUGCGCGUCGUCGCACGGCGAAAUCGUCGUCCGCGAUUCGUUUCAUAGCGAAAUGGUCGCACGGCUGUGCGUCCCGUUGA
Closterium sp. Yama58-4 is the source of this 603-nucleotide messenger RNA. The record is from the annotation of a GenBank genome assembly. Lineage: Eukaryota; Viridiplantae; Streptophyta; Zygnematophyceae; Desmidiales; Closteriaceae.